Molecule: messenger RNA, 609 nt
Organism: Psammomys obesus (fat sand rat)
Lineage: Eukaryota; Metazoa; Chordata; Mammalia; Rodentia; Muridae
Gene: Cimip7
Product: chromosome unknown C3orf84 homolog
Exons: 4
Coding region: 1-609 (202 amino acids)
Source: RefSeq, a predicted model, not a curated record
AUGGAAGGUGCUAUAAUAGGCUCCUGGCACAACAGUGGCUUCUACGGGCACUACCGAGGCCGAGUCAAGAGCGAGAGUGCUGAAGAAUACCGCCUUGCAGCCAAGCCCCAGCCACCAGCUGCGUUCCUGCAGAGAUGUGAGGAGCCAGUGCGGCGACACUACUUCUCAAAACACGACAACCGCACUUCCUACGACAAAGGUCCCUAUUGCCUGCUGCAGGGAAUUGGAAGACGGAAAGACCUGGAGCGCCUGUGGAAGAGACACACCUUCCUGCACUGGGCACCCUGUGAGCUGGAAUUGAGCCAGCAGCCACCUCUGGAAUCUUCCUACCAGACUGAUUGCCGGUCAAGUACAGGAUUCAGCAGGCUUCCCCAGCGCCUGGUCCACUUUGUUCAGCUUCAGCCUCCCUAUUUCAACACUACCUACCAGCACAACUUCUGCCAUCCAUCCCGGGGUGGCUACUGCGGUACCACCGAGAGAAAGCGCCCUGAGCCAAUCACUGAAACCCUGCCUGGCCUUCCCGGAGCCCCGAAGCCCAAGAUGCUGCAGCAUUACAUUCACGCUGGAGUUUCUGAGUGUUUAAACUGGUCUCAAGAAUUAAAAAGCUGA